Molecule: messenger RNA, 813 nt
Organism: Durusdinium trenchii
Lineage: Eukaryota; Dinophyceae; Suessiales; Symbiodiniaceae
Source: the annotation of a GenBank genome assembly
AUGGCCAGGGCGACCGGCGGCGCCACGCCCGGCGGCGGCAGCCUGGGGACUCGCGGAGGAGGCGCAGCCGCCGUCGUUGGGAAGCUCCUCGGAGGAGGGCCAGCUACCAGUGGAGCCCCCCCUCGUCGCCGCCGGCAAGCGGCGCCGGCGCCCGCGCCGAACGCGCCAGCAGCACCGUGGGUGGGACCCAUCCCAGUCAGCCCCACUGGAGGUUGCAAAAGUUCUCGCAUUCCUUUGGACAGCAAGUGCAAGGGCUGCCCUCCCAAAAAGGAUGGCAAGCUUUGUGCCAGCACCACCUGGUACGAGGACACCACCCGCGGCUCCUGUGGUUGUGGUGGCCGUGGCCAUGUGGAACACGACUAUUGGACCUUGACGGAGUACACCGCUGCCAUGAACUGUGCCAACUUGGACACAGAUCCUGCGAAGAGCUGGUGCCCCGUGAACUGCGGACAGUGCUACAAGCUUUGCACCACGGGUGGCGCGACUCAGGGACGGAGCCCCAAGCCAGGCGUUUGCCGUAUCUUCAAGAUCACCAACCGCUGUGGUGACGGCUAUGAUGACCACACACCUGACUGGUGCAGCCAGCAUAUGUCCUGGCAAGACUGUUCCAAGAACCCCAGCAAAUGCAAGCAGCGCGGCAGUACCAACCAGUUUGGCUAUCCUGCGCACUUCGACUUACAGGAUUACCAUCGACAGAUCACGAGCAAUACCACGGGCCUAGAUUGGGACAACGCAGAAGUGACCUUCGAGUUGGUGUCCUGCAGUCAAUGGACGGGACCAAAACAGGUGCAAUGCACUGGCUGCAGCAGGUGA